UGCUUCCUGUUGGAUACGUGGCUCGGGGGGCGGCCAUAUUGUGCGGACACCGAAAGGCCCGAAACAGGAGGCGAGCUAUACACCGUUGGAGACAGUAACCAUGGUGCUGCUGGCCGCAGCGGUCUGCACCAAGGCCGGUAAGGCUAUUGUGUCACGGCAGUUUGUGGAGAUGACACGCACUCGUAUAGAAGGGUUGCUAGCUGCAUUCCCCAAGCUCAUGAACACAGGAAAGCAGCACACAUUUGUGGAAACAGAAAGUGUCCGAUACGUGUACCAGCCUAUGGAAAAACUCUACAUGGUCCUGAUCACCACCAAGAACAGCAACAUCCUUGAAGACCUUGAGACACUCCGGCUAUUCUCUCGGGUGAUCCCAGAGUACUGUCGAGCUCUAGAAGAAACUGAGAUCUCUGAUCAUUGCUUUGAUUUGAUCUUCGCCUUUGAUGAGAUUGUGGCUCUAGGCUAUAGGGAAAAUGUGAAUCUGGCUCAAAUCCGAACAUUUACAGAGAUGGACUCUCAUGAGGAAAAGGUGUUCCGGGCUGUGAGAGAGACUCAGGAACGUGAAGCCAAGGCAGAGAUGAGACGCAAGGCCAAGGAACUCCAACAGGCUAGGAGGGAUGCAGAGCGCCAGGGUAAAAAAGCUCCAGCAUUUGGUGGGUUUGGGAGCUCCGGUGGUUCCUCUAUGUCCAGCAAUGCAGCAACCCUUAUUACAGAGACUAUCAUGGAGCCGGAGAAGACAAAAACUGCAGCAAUACCGUCCAGGCCUACAGGUUCUGGAAAAGCACUUAAACUUGGGGCCAAAGGCAAGGAGGUGGAUAAUUUUGUGGAUAAGUUGAAAUCUGAGGGAGAGACCGUUGUCUCUCAAUCGUCUGGCAAGAGGCCAUCAGAAGUGGUCAAAGUGUUGGCCCCUCCAGUUAACACAGAAAGUGUGCACUUGAAGAUUGAAGAGAAAAUCUCACUGACAUGCAGCCGGGAUGGAGGUCUGCAAAAUAUGGAAGUCCACGGGAUUAUUAUGCUCAGAGUAUCAGAUGACAAAUUUGGGCGGAUCCGUGUACACAUUGAGAACGAAGACAAAAAAGGAGUGCAACUGCAGACUCACCCAAAUGUGGACAAAAAACUCUUCACCUCAAACUCUUUGAUAGGACUGAAAAACUCAGAGAAAUCUUUCCCUCUCAAUAGUGAUGUUGGAGUUCUCAAAUGGAGGCUACAAACCACAGAUGAAGCCCUCAUCCCUCUUACCAUUAACUGCUGGCCAUCAGAAAGUGGUAACGGCUGUGAUGUAAACAUAGAAUAUGAGCUGCAGGAGGACAGUUUGGAGCUGAAUGAUGUGACCAUAACAAUCCCACUUCCUGCUGGUGUUGGAGCUCCAGUUAUUGGGGAUAUAGAUGGAGAUUACCAUCAUGACAGCCGGAGGAAUACCCUGGAGUGGACGCUGCCAGUGAUUGAUUCCAAGAACAAGACUGGCAGCCUCGAGUUCAGCAUUGCCGGCCACCCAAAUGACUUUUUCCCUGUUACUGUGUCCUUUGUGUCUAAAAAGAAUUACUGCAACUUACAGGUGACUAAAGUGACACAGGUUGAUGGGAACAGCCCUGUAAGGUUUUCCACAGAAACAUCCUUCUUGGUGGAGAAAUAUGAGAUCCUGUAACCAGUCCCAGGCUAUGGGAUCAGCUACCGUGAAUAAUACUUUACUUUGUUUGCAAUUUUCGGAUAGCAGCGCCUGAAGGAUUUUUUUUUAAUUUUUUUUUUGGCCUGAUUUAUACUGUCACACAGAAAAAAACGAUUUUACUUUACCGAAAAUGUUGUGUACCCUAUCAUUGAAGGGGACACAUGCAAAAUUCUGUGUUUUUCCACAAUAUGAAUCCAUUUGUUGGUAAAGGGGACUUCAGACCAGUAUUCUGCAGCCCCCUUGCAGCAAAGGACUUAACAUUUGACACCUCACAUCUCAAUAUUUUGGGGGUGUAAAGAUUGCAAUAUAAAAAUAAUUUAUAUACUGAAGUCCUAGUUAUAUUAACAUUUCCUGAAUUAUUAUUUUUACUUUUUAUGUUGUCAAAAAAAAAAAAAACACUUGUUCCCAUUUAAUUAUUUUUUUGAGGGGGGAGGGGCUGGCAUUGUUUGGGAGCUCGUAUGAUAAUUUGGGGAAGAGGGAACGAUGAUCUUUUGUAACCCUGUAUAAAACAUAGAGGAUAUGCACAUUCCAGAGUUCAAACAGAAAAAUGCAUUCUGUAAUCCAAUAAAGAAAUUAAACCUA
Molecule: messenger RNA, 2245 nt
Organism: Bombina bombina (fire-bellied toad)
Lineage: Eukaryota; Metazoa; Chordata; Amphibia; Anura; Bombinatoridae
Gene: ARCN1
Product: archain 1
Exons: 10
Coding region: 101-1642 (513 amino acids)
Biological process (GO): retrograde vesicle-mediated transport, Golgi to endoplasmic reticulum; Golgi localization; endoplasmic reticulum to Golgi vesicle-mediated transport
Cellular component (GO): cytosol; COPI vesicle coat
Source: RefSeq, a predicted model, not a curated record